AACGUUCGCAAAACUUCAGCGACUUCGCUAAGCGAGACGACUUGCCGACUCGACAAGCGACGACGACGACGACGCCGCAGCUUGAGUAGCAUUCUCAUCUGCUCAGCGCAGAAGUAACCCCGUUAUAUAUAUACUUAGAAAAGAUACGAUUGUUUUAUUUUGUCACGAUGAUCCUGUCAUCCGCAAACGAAUCUGCUAGCAGUGCACCUGUCGACCCGCCAAUUCACACGCUCCCCGUCCCCGCCGGCUCAGCUACCAAUUCUGGCGCUGCCGUCAGACUUCCCCCCAUCGCGAAUGCCGCCAGUUCCGCCGAUGGGCGGAAGCGGAGACCGCUGCAGCUGCGCCUGGCGGUCAGCGGAGCAGACGGGGAAGCGGGAAGCCCCCUGAGGGGGGGUGUAUACCGCACUAGCACCACCACCACCGCCGCUGCUAGUACCGCCGCCACCACCACCCCACGGGAAGGCUUGUUUGGGUUCCGUGCGGGCGCGCGACGAUUGUACGAAGCGCGCAAGCAGCAGGUCAAGCCCAUAAAGCAGCAACAAACACCAGUAACGCUGCCCCGAGGCUCGUCCCUCCCCGCUGCUGCUGGUGCUGCUGCCGCCCCGGAGGGAGGGCGGAAGCAACGGCAGAUGAAACGGCAACAGAAGCGCAGGAGCGGGCCAGGUGAUUUGUCAGGUGGGGUGCCGUCGAUGGGGCGAGACGUGUGGGAGGCAGCAGAGAAGAACCAGCUGGGGAGCGGAGAGCAGAGGAGAAAGAACGGAGAUGGCUUCUGACGUUUCUCGGGAGCCGAUUGAUGGCAGCGUGGGGAGAAGAGAGAAGGAGGAGUCUCCAUUGCGCGACGACGAGGGAAGGGGAGAAUGGGCGGAGGGGGAGAGUGAGGGGAGGAUUGCGUUUGUGGUGAGGGUUGUUU
Molecule: messenger RNA, 910 nt
Organism: Closterium sp. NIES-67
Lineage: Eukaryota; Viridiplantae; Streptophyta; Zygnematophyceae; Desmidiales; Closteriaceae
Source: the annotation of a GenBank genome assembly